AUGGCGAUAGUCUCAAGUCCUAGAGAAGAGAGGCCCAAGGCUGUAAAGAAGAGUAAAAGGCUAUCAUUCAAAAAGUUUGCUUCCAGAACGUGGGCCAGAUCAAUCACCAGGUCCUCAACAACAGCGACGUUAGUCGAGCUCCCUUCUCUGCCUAGCCAUGCAAAUUCCCAAGGUAUCGAGACUCAGACAUCAACCGAUCAUGUCCAUUCUGUCUUAAUGCCAGAGUCAAGCUCGCCCGGUCCACCGCCCAGACAGCCCUAUAAAUCAGGCCUCUUCCCUCUAUACCCACCUCUCUUAGAAGGGAAUUGCCCUGUAGACAUCAUCGCCUUGCACGGCAUAAACGGGGAUGCCUACACCACCUUCACAGCACCUUCGUCCAAAAACCUCUGGUUGCGGGAUUUCCUCCCCCGCUCGUUUCCCGGUGCCCGCAUCUACACAUUUGGCUAUGACGCGCGUGUGCUUUUUAGUCUAUCAACUGGCGAUAUAAGUACUUUUGCAAACAGCUUGUUAGAAGAUGUUUGGGGUGUGAGGAUAGGGAGGUGUGAAAAGCGGAGGCCGAUCAUUUGGAUCGCGCAUAGUAUGGGGGGACUGGUUGUUAAGAAGGCACUCACAAUAGCAUACAACGACCCCGCCCGCUACGGCGACAUCCACUCUUCCACAACCUCAAUCCUCUUUAUGGCAACUCCGCACCGGGGCUCUGAUCACGCUGCUCUGCUUGGCGGUAUAGCUGAAGUUGCGAAUUUGCCGUUAGCGGGGACGUUGACGAGUCGAUUUGCGGGGAAGGUCCGGGAUGAUCUGAUAAAGGAUUUGGAGAAGGAUAACCCAGCGGUUAAGAAAAUCGCCGAGGGGUUUGGAGCCUUGAAUAGCGGCAAAGAUGUAACCUUGUAUUCAUUUGUGGAAAUGAAAAGAACGAAGCCUUUAAGUAGGAGGGUCGUAGAUGAGGAGACGGGGACCAUGGGUGUCGGUGGAGAGAGGGUGAUCUAUAUGGAUGGAGAGGAUCACAAGAGUAUUGUGAGGUUCGAGUCGGAAGAAAGUCCCAGUUAUCGAAAGGUGUUGGUGGUUCUGAGGGAGGCUGUUAGUGACGCUGUUACUCCCUACCUCACAAAAGCUGCCCUCGAGGACGAACCUUGUCUCGGAACCCUCUUCUUCCGAACAAUGACCCAGCGCAGAGCAUCCGCCUCCGCAGCUCACCCCAAAACUUGCACAUGGAUCCUGGGCCAUCCAGUUUUCAAAACUUGGCACAGCUCAUCUCGUGGUCUGCUUUGGAUAAAAGGCCAUCCUGGAACAGGGAAGUCCACAUUAAUGGCUUUUCUCCACGCCUCCCUGCUUUCCAACCAAAUAUCAAAAUCCAUAUUCCUAGACUUCUUCUUCUUCAAUAGAGGAGAAGCCCUGCAGAAGUCACCACUGGGUAUGUAUAGAACCUUGCUGCAUCAACUUUAUCGGAAGAGUGGUAUUGCGAGGAAUAUGAUUCUUGAAGUCUAUGAAGAGAAGCAGAAGGCCUUUGGAGAGGAGUGGAUAUGGCAGGUCUCUGACUUGAAAGCUUUGGCGAAGAAUGUUGUGACGGAGGUGGCGAGAAAAAAAGAGGUUAUGAUCUUUGUGGAUGCAUUGGAUGAAGCCGUUGAUGAAGCCGGAGAAAAAGCAGCGCCAUCGCUGCUAGAGUUUUUCCAUGAUUUGAAUGGGUGUGCUGCUGCAGACGAAGGAUGUUUGGGUGGUGUAAAGAUUUGUGUGUCGUGUCGGCCGUAUCCGGUGUUGGGAUCAAAUGUGGAUGAGAUUUUUGUCGAACACCAUAACAAGGAUGAUAUGGAGCGGUAUGUUCGAGAAAAGCUUAGUACUGGUAUACUGGGCUGGGAGAAGGAGCCGCAGAAUGUGCAUCGGAAUUUGGUGGAUGUCAUUGUGGAAACAUCGCGGGGUGUUUUUCUCUGGACGAGUCUGCAGGUGCCGAAGGUUAUCAGGAGACUGAACGAUGGAGAGGUGUCAUUUGAGCAAAUAAACCCCGUAAUAGCUGCCGAAUCGAGCGAGCUAUAUGACCUCUACCAGAACAUCCUUCAGAAUGAUGUCCCUGUACAUCUCCGAAAGAAGUCUUUGCAUUUAUUGCAAUGGAUAUGCCUUGCUCGUAGAGCUCUGUCUCUGACCGAGCUACGUUUCGCAUUGGCUUGCGACGAUGAAGAUGGCUCUGCCCUGCCAAGUUGUUGCGAAGAAAGGUCGACUUUUAUCGAUUCAGAUUCAAGUAUGGAAAAGCUGGCUAGAAGUCUGUCUGGCGGCUUGGCUGAAGUGAGGUACUAUUCAAACGCCAUCAACGUCCAAUUCAUACAUCAGACUGUGAACGACUUCGUCCGCGACCGUGGAUUUGAAUUCUUGGCCUCGAUGACCGAUGCUGAAUAUUAUUCGCCUAUUUCGAAUAUGAUAGCCAGAGGUGAGAAUAGACUUUCAAGGUCCUGCAUCAACUAUUUCAAGAUGGAACAAGUGUCAAAGGCGACUAUGCAGUGGAAGGAGCUGAAAUAUCGGGAGGGAAAACCCCCCUUUCUCGAAUAUGCCUACAGAUUUUGGCUUGGGCAUGCUGGGCGUGCUGAGAGAGGGGGGGUAUCACAAGAGAAUCUUGUUGAGCAGUUUGGAUCUUCAUCAGCAGCAUACGAAGCUUGGUUAGAGGCAUGCAAAGAACAUUUUCAGAGAGAUUCGAUAUCUCCAACUUCUGGGACGACUCUUUUGCAUAUUGCAAGCGGAUGGAACUUGCAAAGUGUAGUGCAAAAGCUGAUGCAUGAUAAAAUACUUGUUGAUCAAAAAGAUUCAAAUAGCAACACACCGCUUCACUGGGCAGCUCUGGGAGGGCACGAACAGAUGGUCACUCUACUUCUAGAUCUUGGUGCGGAUAUCAAUACGAGAAACAAUGAGUACUCUACUUGUGGGUCCACGCCACUGAUGGUUGCGGCUAGAAAUGGCCACGAGAGGCUAGUAAGACUACUGCUAAAUAAGGGAUCGGAUGUGAAUGGCACGAAUAAGACCGAAGGAGGUGCUUUAGAAGAGGCAGUUUCUACAGGGAGUUUACCCUUGGUGAAACUACUGAUUGAAAGCGGAGGCGACGUUAAUAGCUGCAACAAAAGAGGGAUGAAUCCUCUUUACGAAGCAGCAGUGGGUCGCUAUGAAGCGAUAGCGAGGCUUCUGAUCAGAGAAGGUGCAGAUGUCAACAUCCAAGGCGGAAUGUUUGGUAACCCUUUACAAGCAGCAACUGUUGCAACUUGCGAGCCUAUAAUCCGACUAUUGCUGGAUAGUGGAGCAAACGUAAAUGCGCAAGGGGGUGAUUGGGGCAAUGCUCUACAGGCAGCUUGCUUAUCCAACGAGAAUAUUGACAUCGCCAAGCUUCUCUUGCUAAGGGGAGCGGAUAUCAAUGCCGCUGGGGGGGAGUGUGGCUCGGCACUUGAAGCAGCUUGCAGUUCUUGUUCCGAGGGCAGCGAGGGCUUGGUACGGAUGCUGCUAAAUCAAAAUGCGAAUGUAAAUUUGCCAGGUGGUUGGUUAGGAAGUCCUCUCAUAGCGGCAGCGGAAGCAGGCAGCGAAGUGAUCGUUGCAAUACUACUUGAAAAUGGAGCACGUGUUGAAGUACGGGGCGGAAAGUACGACAAUGUACUCCAGGCAGCAACAGUAUCGGGUAACAGAAAUCUCGUGGAGUUGUUUUUGGCCAAAGGAGUAGACGUGAAUAUCGCAGGCGGAACAUACGGUACUGCCCUACAAGCAGCAAUGAGACACGCUCCAUCACUCGCCGAUAUUCUACUAGCUAGAGGAGCAGAUGUCACAAUCCUAGGCGGGCAAUACGGAAAUGCAUUGCACGCCGCAGUGUUCUACAAUAGGGAACAACAGGUUCGAGUGCUACUAGAGAGAGGGGCGGGAUCCAAUAUCAAUACAAAUCUUUCGGACCGUCCUGAAAUAUACUGGUACCACCCCUACACUCUUCAGGAGGCCGCACAUGUAGGAAAUGUAAGAAUUGUGGCGGCUUUGUUGGAUUACGGAGCUGAGAUCAACAUAAAUCAUCACGUUCGGGGUACUGCCCUCACUAUAGCCGCUGCAAAGGGCCAUCGAGAUGUGUUUGAGCUCCUUUUGGAUCGAGGAGCUAAUAUAAAAUUGCGUGGAGGCCACCAGACUGGGUCAAUAUCCGAUGCUGCCAAAAAGCACAAAGAGAUCAACCAGGUCAUGCUGGAACGGUGCAUAUGGGACGGCGACUUCCUAAGUGGACCAAGAGAAAAUUAUUAG
Messenger RNA from Lachnellula hyalina, 4239 nucleotides. Its product is annotated as Ankyrin repeat domain-containing protein. The coding region runs from base 1 to 4239 and encodes 1412 amino acids. Gene Ontology annotation, molecular function: protein binding. The record is from RefSeq and is a predicted model, not a curated record. Lineage: Eukaryota; Fungi; Ascomycota; Leotiomycetes; Helotiales; Lachnaceae. The transcript is spliced from 6 exons.